This is a messenger RNA of Phragmites australis (common reed), 922 nucleotides long. Its product is annotated as THO complex subunit 7B-like. The transcript has 2 exons. Bases 1 to 729 code for a protein of 242 amino acids. The record is from RefSeq and is a predicted model, not a curated record. Gene Ontology annotation, biological process: mRNA processing; mRNA export from nucleus. Gene Ontology annotation, cellular component: THO complex part of transcription export complex. NCBI's taxonomy places the organism in Eukaryota, Viridiplantae, Streptophyta, Magnoliopsida, Poales, Poaceae.
AUGCUUACCAAAGGGAGGAAAGUUGCUGGAAGGGGUGAAGAAAUGUCUGCACAUUAUGCAUUUGGACCGCAGGAGGAUGAUGCGAUUAUUAAACACAGGCUUCUGACUAGGACGACAACUACCAGGGGUGAACCGCCGCUAAAGAAGCUUCAGAAGAAGUUCAUGUCCUUUGCCACUGAGAUUGAGAAGGAUGCAGAUAACAUAAGUGACUGUGAGAGACUGUACAAGGCCUUCCUACAGGAAAUUAACACCUUUGAGUUGCCUCUUCUGAAAAGCAAGGCUGUUGUUGAUGCAAACAUUAGGGAGAAGGAGAGCUUCAAUGAGCUGCAAGUUGAGAUCCAGCGACAGAUCGUGCAAGCUCAGACUGAUAUUGAGGGUCUUAAGAGGCAACUUGAGCAGAGCAAGAUCGAGAGGCAGCACAAAGAGGAGUGUGAAGCAAUCCGAAAGAUGAUUUCUUUGCAGCCUCCACGGUCAGAAACAGAGAAACUUAUUGCAGAUCUUGAGAAGGAGAUUGCUGACUUGGAGGCUGAGAAUGUAGCAUGCAUAAGGACUUUGGAACUAAGGAAGAAGCAGUUUGCGCUUCUUCUGCAUGUGGUUGAGGAAUUGCAGAUUUCGAUUGAAGAUGAGCAGAAGAGUAUAGCAGAUGAGUUGAGAGCUGUCGCUGAAGAGCAGAAUAUGAGCAUAGAGGAAGGCAGCGGCGGUGCUUCAGAUUCCAUGGCCGUAGACUGAUCAAGAUCCAUUCACAUGGUGCUGCAAACCCUGCUUGCACCAAUGCGCUACAUGCUUUUCAGACAAUAUUGAAUCCUAACAGGUUGGUAGGAGACGCUUCUUGUCAUGGCUUUGUACCUCCUGUAAAUUCAACCAUAUGCUGCCUGUAAUCGACUGUCCAUGUACAAUGAACAGAAAGUACAAAUUGUUGUGU